Molecule: messenger RNA, 450 nt
Organism: Eremothecium gossypii ATCC 10895
Lineage: Eukaryota; Fungi; Ascomycota; Saccharomycetes; Saccharomycetales; Saccharomycetaceae
Product: ADR057Wp
Exons: 1
Coding region: 1-450 (149 amino acids)
Source: RefSeq, marked provisional
AUGUGCCACAGAAUGUCACGGAAUAUGUUUGACGCUGCGACCACAUGCAUGUGGACCCUCCCAGUUACCUUGGGGCGCUGCACCAGGCCGCGCGCCCCGUCAUCCACUGCCGCGCCGCGCGCCGCCGUGCCCGUGCUACACGCAGGCGCGGGGCCCGUCGGCAUCCCUGCCUGUCUGGCGGCUAAGCGCAGAGACGCGCGCACCCGCGGGCACAUGCGCCGGUGCGGCUCGCGCAGCCUCGGAAGCGCCCAGGCAAGCCUGCGUACGCGCUACGCAUCCGCGCGCGCAGACAUUGUGCGGCCGCAUGACUUGCAACGGCCGCGCGCUGCGGGCCCGCAGGGCCCCGCGCAGCCGCAGCCGCCCGCAUGUGCGCGAGGCUCUUUCCGCGUGUCGCGCGGCGGGGUCCGCGGUCCGGGCGCGCACAACAGCCCCUACAGCUCAGCAUUCUAG